AUGAAUGAAUAUUUAAAAUAUACUACUUGUUUUUAUGUUUUUGAUUUAUAUUUGUGUGAAGAACCUAUAAAUUUGAUAAGAAACUUAGAUUUUACACAGAAUGAUGAUAUUAUCAUAAUAAGUUUAAAAAAUAUAUUUAAAAGAGAAUUGAUAAAUAUAAUUAAAACACAUAUAGAGAAAUAUUUUAGCAUAAAAAAUUAUUAUAAAUUUUUAAAUAUAAAUUACACAUUUCAGAAAAAUGCCUUUCUUAUUUUGGUGAAACAAACAAUAUAUAAUGAUGUCGAAAAUAUUUACUACAAACACAUAAGAAUUUACACAAAAAAAAAAUAUGGAAAAACAUAUAAAGAAGUUAUACGUUAUUAUUUUAAUGAGUAUUUAGAAGAUAAAUUAAAUAAAAAAGAAAUAUUAGAAAAUGAACAAAAUAAUAGUAACAAAAAUAAUUACGAAACAAUUUUAUAUAAAAAUAUGAUACAACAUAAAAUCAAUAAUAUGACUUAUAAUAAUUUUAUAAAUAAAUAUUUUAAAAUAGAUAAAAAUAAUAAACGUUUAAGUAAUUCAUUUUUAAGUAAAUAUGAAGAAAAAAAAAAAAAAAAAAAUGAAAAUGAAUAUGAAAAAAAUUCUUAUUGUAGUAGUGAUCCUAAUAGAAAAGGAAAAAGUAUAAUCAAAAAUAUUAGAAUAUCCAGUAAUUAUUCAAUUGAUAAAAGAAAAAAAAUAUUUAUAAAAGAAGAAAUAAAAGAAGAUAUUAAAAGAAAGACAGAAUAUGAUGAUAAUUUACUAAUUUGCUUAACCUUUAAAAUUAAGAAUGUUAGCUUUUGUAUAGCUUUUUCUAACUUUACCUUUUAUGAAUAUUUAGAAAAAUUAGAUUAUUAUAAAUAUAUAUUUUAUGAUUAUAACAAAAAUAAUAAUAAAAAAGAUACUGUUAAUUUUAAUUAUAUGAACUUUUAUAUAAAAAAUUAUUAUAUGUAUUGUAAACAAAUUUAUAAUUAUUUUAUUAAUAAUAUUAUUUUUGAAACAAAAAAUGAAGAUUUAUAUUUAUUUAAUAUUGAUGUUAUAAUUUUUUUGGGUUUUGAUAAUUUUAUUUUAUUUAAUUAUCAAAAAGAAAAUAUUUUAAAUAAUAAUUCAUUUUUCUUUGAUCAAAAUAUUGUUAUUUUAAAUAAAAAUAAAAAAAAUUUUUUACAAAAAAAGAUAUAUUCUACCUUAACUAAAGAAAAAGGAAGAAAAUUAACACAUGUUGGAUAUAAAGUGCUUUGCGAUUUAUUUAUGCAAAUUGAAGUAGAUAUAAUUGACAAUUUUUUUUAUAAGCAUUUUCAUGAAAUUAAACAAAAAAAUAAGAAUAUAAUUAUUUCUUUAAAUCCAAAGGUGAUCGAUUUUAAUUUGAUUCACACAUAUCAAAUAUAUCAAGCAAAUUUUGAAAUAUCUUAUGAUUAUAAAGGUAAUAGUGAUAAUGAAAGUUUCAUAAUUAAUGAUAACAUAACUAUAAAUAAUAGCUAUUAUAAAUAUAACGAACAUAUGCACAAAAAUAAUAAUGAGAAAAACUAUGAAUAUAGAAAAGAAUUGAGAAAUGAAGAUGUAGAGUAUAAAAAUGAAAAAAAAAAAAAAAAAAAAAAAAAUUACUUACUAAAUAUUUUAGAUGUAAGUUCUUCAAAAAGAAAGAUUUCUCAAAAAAAAAAAAAUGAAAAAAGUAUUCAUAAUGAAAACUAUAUAUAUGAUGAAAAAUAUUUUUAUCAUAAAAAGAAUAAUUCUGAAGAAUUUUGUUCCUAUAAUAUAAGUGAUGAAAAUAACAUGAUAAAAUUUCAAGAAAAAUAUAAUUAUAUUUUUCCAAAAAAAAGUAAUGUUUUUUAUAUAAAUGACGAAAUUUACUUAAAUGAUAAGAAUGAAAUUAAUGAAGAUAAAAUAUAUUUUUCUAUUUUGUGUUUAGAUACAAAAAGUAAUUCUACUAUUCCAGUAAAUUUAUAUUCAUAUUUGCACUUAAAAAAAAAUUCUAUUUUUAAAUAUCUUGAAGAAAAUAUUCGUUUCAAAAAAGAAGGAAUAAAAAAAAUAUCAAAAAGUAAAAACUCCUUAAUUAAUGAGAAUAAUUUUGAUAUGAUAAGAUAUACAUAUAUAUAUCCAUAUAAAGGAGUUAUAAAAAAGAAUUCUAAAAAGAAAAUUCAAUUAAAUUUAUACGUUGAACAAAUUUUAAAUUCAGAAAUACUCAAUGAUUCUUUUGUUUUAAUUAUUAGAAUUCACAAUUUCGUGAAAGACAUGUUUUUGACAAUUAAGUUUUCUCUUAAAAAUAAUAUAGUUAAUUCUUUGCUUCAUAGUAAUAUCACAAAUGUAUAUAAUUCUAAUAACAUUUUAAAUAAUAUUAAUGAUAAUUUAAUUGAUAUUAAUAAUAAUUUAAAUUUAAAUAAAAAUAAAAGUUUUAAAAGUAAUACAAAUAUAAGUUUACAAAACCUUAACCGCAAUUCAGAUAAAAAAAAAAAAUAUAACAUAAAGAAUAUAAUAAAUGGUAGUAACUCAAACAAUAUAAAAAUAGUUUCGUUUUUAUCUGCUAAUUUCGCAAAAUUUAUUUUCUCUUUAUUCUUUACAUUGGAUGACUAUGAAAAAGAUUUGUUGAAUAGCAAAGAUGAGAUGAUAGAUGAUAUUUUUUAUUUUUUCAGAUUAACAAAUUUAAAUAAUUAUCAUCUUCUAUAUUCAUUUAAUCCUAUUCUUACGAAUCUACAUAUGAAUAAAAGAAUUGAUUUUACUUACUUUUUGAAAAGAAGUUUCUAUAUAAAAUAUAAUGAUAAGAAAACAUUAUGUAGUACAUUUUUUAUCGAUAAUAAAAUACAUAAAAAUAUAAGGAAGAAAGAUUCUGGAUUACCAUACGAAAUAAAUUACUUAAUUGAAAAAAUAAAAGAUAAUGAAAAGAUUGAAAAAAAAAUAACAUUAGAAUCAUUUUUGUUGUUAUGUGAACAAUUAUUUUAUAUUUUAAAUAAAAAUAUGAUUUAUUGUAGCUUUCUUGAUACUAUAAAAAAUAUUUACAAUUAUAAAAUUAGUAAAAAUAAAAAAAUGUGUUUAAUCUUUUACACAAUUUUAAAAAAUUGUUCUCUAUUUUAUAAAAAUAUUUUUUUAGUUUUUAUUUCUUUUUUAAAAAAAUUAUUUACUUAUUUCAUAAAAUUAUCUAUUCACAAUUUUCAUGUGUUAGUUUUAAAAAAAACUAAUGAUGUUCAUAUGAAUUUAUUAAAAAAAAAAAAAAAACAUUAUUUUCGUUUAUUUCUUGAUGCUUUUAAUUUUUUUCAUAUUUCUUUUUUAAGUUAUGUAUCAACAUUUUUUUUUAGCUUUUUAGACAUUCAAAUAGCCUUAGAUUUAAUACAUUACUUACUUUUUUAUUUAUAA
Messenger RNA from Plasmodium gallinaceum, 3357 nucleotides. Its product is annotated as conserved Plasmodium protein, unknown function. Bases 1 to 3357 code for a protein of 1118 amino acids. The record is from RefSeq and is a predicted model, not a curated record. The transcript is spliced from 2 exons. Lineage: Eukaryota; Apicomplexa; Aconoidasida; Haemosporida; Plasmodiidae.